CCAACUUUGGUAUCGGACGUAGUCUUCAUUUGUGCGUGUGAAAGCAUCGAAGUUUAUGUCGAAUAUACUUAGGAUAACUAUCGAAUUUGACGUAAAGAUUAGACUUAAACUUCCAUGAUAACUAAUAUAUACUUCGUAUCUUCUAAAACGUGUUCAUUUCGGGGAAAUAAGGAUAUUUUGAUACAGGCCAAAAUCAUGUGACGCGUAUUGACCAAUGAAAUUGUCGCAUUUUCAAUUGUGGGUAUAUAAACUAUUUAGUCAACGGGAUGGUUGGUAAUGUUAUUGACGGAUGAUAAUGGAUCCUUGCUGAAUCUAGCGGAUAGAAUGGUCUUGAAGAGCCAUCCGACACUGCAAAGGUUUCAGCAGAAUGCCCCGGUCAACAGUUCAGGAUAGAUGGUUUUACAGUUUUCCACAAGCCUAAUGUGACUUGUGAUGACUGGGAAAAUAAAAGUUUCCCAGGAGGAAUUCAGUGUUCCUGACAGUUCCCAUUGUCUGGCAGGAAGAUAAUGCAGACAGACAUGACUAGGGAAGGAGGUGACUCCAUUCUUAGCCCUGGCAGGCACAACUCUGCCAGUGAAUAUAAUUACACAAGUGAUUCUGAAAGGUCUACCGACAUAAAGAUGGAAAACAGCUUGAACGAUUCCGAUAUGAAUGAUGGGGCAUCGCCAAGUUCUGUCAAUCAGAACUCGACCAGUAACGGACGUAGUACCAAUCAACUGCAAUAUCUUCAAAAGUCAGUCAUGAAGGCUCUGUGGCGACACCAGUAUGCUUGGCCAUUCCAUAAACCUGUAGAUGCAGAUUCCUUAAACUUGCCAGAUUACUACAAGAUAAUCAAACAUCCUAUGGAUCUAGGAUCAAUAAAGAAGAGACUGGAGACUAAUUACUACUUCUCUGCCACAGAAUGCAUACAAGACUUCAACCAGAUGUUUACAAAUUGUUAUAUUUACAAUAAACCUGGAGAGGAUAUUGUACUCAUGGCCCAAGUGCUAGAAAAAGUUUUUCUACAGAAGGUUGCUCAGAUGCCCUCUGAAGAAAAAGAAAUUCUCCCACAAGCAAGAAAAACUCCGAAGUCUGCCAAACUUUCUGGUGCUACAGCCAACAAAACUCUUAGUACCAAACCUGUUGAUGCUGAACCAGCUAAACCUGUACCCCCACCUCCUUUACCCACCCCUUCAUCUACUUUACAACCAACCACUGCAGCUGUGGCCCCAUCUUCCACAACAGCUGUCACUGCAGCACCAGCAUCCAUCUCAUCAACUACAACAACAUCAACUAACACUGUUAUGGAAUCAACACAGUUCAACUCAACACACAAUUCUAUGGAGCCAGCAAUUAUACCUCCAUCACAACCAAUCAAGACAAAAAGAGGAGUAAAACGAAAAGCUGACACAACUACCCCUGUCGUGUCCUCUUCACCUUAUGAUCCUGUAUUUGAUCCAAGUCCCAAAGUAGAAAAGCUUGUUUCUCCAAAGGUUACUCCAGCGAAGGUCUUCUCUGCAAAGGUCAUACCAGCAAAGGUUACCCCUGCAAGGAGGGAAAGUAAUAGGCAAAUCAAAAAACCUAAACGAGAUUUACCCUCUGAAGAACCAGUAGGAGAACAGGCACAGCACAAUUUGAAGAACAAGAAGGGAAAGCUCUCUCCACAAUUGAAGUAUUGCAGUAAUUUUGUCAAGGAAUUGUUUGCAAAAAAACAUGCUAGUUAUGCUUGGCCAUUUUAUAAGCCAGUGGAUGCCAAUCUUCUGGGUCUUCAUGAUUACCAUGAAAUUAUUAAAAAGCCUAUGGACCUAGGCUCAAUUAAAAAAAAAUUGGAAACAAGAGAGUAUUCCUGUCCAUCAGAGUUUGCAGAGGAUGUGCGGUUAAUUUUCACAAACUGUUAUCGUUACAACCCCCCAGAUAGUGAUGUAGUUAUGAUGGCAAAGAAGCUACAGGAUGUUUUUGAAAUGAAAUAUGCAAAAAUGCCUGAACUUCCGGACCUACCAGAAACUGCAGGGAAUGGGGGGUUAAAAAGUGAUAGUGAAAGUUCAUCUGCAGAGGAAUCUCCGACAGAUGAUGACGACAGUGAAGAGGAGCGAGAGCAAAAGAUCAAGGAAAUGCAGGAAACGAUGAAGCAUAUACAAGAACAGUUGCAACAAUUAACAGAAGAACAUAUGCAAAAAUUAAAACAAAAGACUGAAAGACGUGAAAGAAAGGAGAAAAGACUUGUUAAAAAGAAAUCUAAAGUUAAAGAUGAAGUGAAAGACAAAGUGACAGAACCUUUAAAUGUGCCAUCUCAGCCACAACUUGUGCAAUUGCCGGCUGCAGACACCUCAAAGCCUGCAAAAACUGUAAAGACAAAGGCAAAUAAACAAAAGUCACCUUCUGAAUCUAAACGCAAACGAGCAGGUCGCUCACAAAAUAGUUCCAAGAAAAAUAAAAGUGCAACGGUGGCUGUGUCUCAGUUACAACCACCACCUCCAGCAUUCGAUAGUGAUGAUGAGGACAAUGCAAAGCCAAUGACUUAUGAUGAAAAAAGACAAUUAAGUUUGGAUAUAAAUAAGUUGCCUGGAGAUAAAUUAGGAAGAGUAGUGUAUAUAAUACAAUCCAGAGAACCGUCCUUACGAGAUUCCAAUCCAGAUGAAAUAGAAAUAGACUUUGAAACUUUAAAACCUUCAACAUUACGGGAAUUAGAAGCUUAUGUGAUGUCUUGUUUAAAAAAGAAAACAAGAAAAACAUACACGAAAAAAGGAGCUGGUAAAUCACGUGAAGAAGCCCAGAGUGAAAAGAAGAAGGAGUUGGAAAAACGGUUGCAGGAUGUACAGGGUCAAUUAGGAGGAUCCCACAAGAAAACUGGUAGCAAAAAAGAUGAUGGCAAUGCAGCAGAUGGUGGGGCCAGUCGCUUGAGUGCCAGCAGCAGUAGUUCGUCCGGCAGUGAUUCCAGUACAGACAGUAGCUCAUCCAGUUCUUCUGAUUCCAGCGACUCUGAGUCAGGAUCACCUACCAAGAGGACAAAGGGUCAUUCAAAAAGGGGCGGAACUCCGAAACAAGGCAAAGGGAAAUUCAAUAAGCGACAGAUGCCACCAAAUGCUUCUGGACCCAUGUCGCCACCAGUGAAGAUUACUAUUGGUGCUGGGAUGAUGUCGCCCAAACAGCCACAGCAACUGCAGUCUCCGCCCCCACUGGUACAGACACGCCCAUCAAUGCCUCCUGUGGUUCCUCCAGGACAGCAAACUCUUCCCCCAAACGACCACUUCUCCUCCCUUCCUACAGAGACUGGAUAUGGUCAGAUGCCUCCCAGAAUGGGAACAAAGUCUGACCCUCUCCAGUUACCAGCCUACCCCCCUUCUACACAGCAUCAGAUAGCUCAUCAACCACACCCACCUCAUGUACAGCCCACAUCAGUAGUGGGUCAGCCGAUGUCGGUCAUACAACAAAAACCAGCUUCCCCUGGCAGAGUUCCCCCGCCAUCCAGACCAGUGACUCAUUCACUACCACAGCAGCCUAGUCGACCUAGUGCCAUGGCCACAGCAAAGCCACUGUCAAGACCCAUAGCCUCCAAACCAGUCUCAUUAGCAAAUCACAUAGCAGCAGCAUCUCGACCAUCACCCAUACAGUCGCCCCCCAUCAUUGUGAGUUCCCCUGUGAAGACAUACCCUGACUCCAAGCCACUGUCACCCCCAAUGUUGAUGGAGAGGUCACAGUCUCGAGGAUCGGAGCAGAUGGCUCGCUUUUUCCUUAGUGAUGAAGAUUCAAGCAACAGUCCCAAGCAUAGUCCACCAAAGAAUGCUCCCCCAGCACCUCCAGGAGCAACCAUUUCUGCCAGUGGCGUGGGUAUAUCAUUUGGAGUGGGCAGCAAUAACACAAUGCCAGGCGGAGGCGAUCCUGGUCGUAAGCCAGACAAAAACAUGCUUUCUCAGGUUAAAAAGGACCAGUUAAAACUCAAGAAUGCUGGGUCUUGGACAAGUCUAGCCAGUAUGGGAGCUGCACCCUCCUCAUCUAAAAAGUAUACAUCUCAGAGCUUCGAGAUCUUCAAAAAACAAGCCAAAGAAAAAGAGGAAAGGGAACGAGCAUUUAAAGAGCAAGCAGAACAAAUAAAAAUUCAAAAAAUCAAUGCUGAAAAAGAACGCCAUCGUCAGGAACAAGAAAAAAUAAGGGAACGAGAGGAAGAAGAUGCUUUAGCACACGCAAGACGAGCUCAAGCUCUGCAUGAGGAGGUACUUAAACAGAAGGAAGCAGAACGAAAUGCAGCAAAGCAACGAGAACGCAUGAAGGAACAGGAAAGGCGAAGAAGAGAGGCUAUGGCCCAUCGGAUAGAUAUGAAUGCACAGAGUGAAUUAAUGGCAUCAUUUGAGGAAAUGCUGUGAUGAUGGCUGUUAGCUAAAUAUUGGCACUUGACAAUGAUGUGAGCUGCUGAGAUCAUCAACAUGUUUCAGACUCGAUUCAAGCUUUAAGAUUUAAAGCAGACUGGUUGCUAAUAAGCUCUCUCAGUCAGAUUGGUGGUUUCUGUGGUACAGUGCAUUAAGAGUGUUUGAACGUUGUGCAGUUUGACAGGCUCUAACACUGCCCCAUGAUGUCUGUGACAUUGGCCACUAUGGACAUGAACUUGAUUGAUCUGAUGACAGUGAAUGUAUUAUGGAAACGUGAUAACACGUAUCAAACAAGAAUCAUGAUGGCAACUAAGCACCGUCCAUCGUGACAAGCAAUAUUGAACGCCUGUGUGUGAAAUUGUAGUUUCUCUAUGAAACAAGACUGAAUCUGUAUAGAAAUUGUCUGCAGUUUAAAUUUUGCCUGUCUGAUUAUGACAUGGACAAAACAUUGUUAUGCUGCAAAACAGACGUAUAUGAUUUUAUGACCUUUUAACAGAAAACAGCUUGUAAAUCUUGAUGCUGUAUAUACGAAUGGAAGGUUUGGUAAAGAUGUACUGGACAUUAUUAAUACUAUAGUGAUGUGGUUUGUUGAAGACUAGAUAGAUAUCAAGAAUGGUGCUUUUAUAACCUGGUUCAGUCUAAACUUUAUUCAGUGUGAUUACACAUGUUGUAUGUAAUAGUAGAUAAAAGUCUUUAUACUAUUGUAACUCUGAGACUCGUGUGUCGUAAACUUUGUAUGUCAUUUAUUGUAUAUUUUCAUUGGGAAGCUAAAAGCGACACAAGUUCCUUCUGUAGAAAACAUGACUGUCUUGUGUAUGAAAUACAUUUGAAGGCGUUCAUGAUUAGAUGAGGAAGUUGUCACUCGUUCAGUAUAAAUUAUAUUAAAUGUAAUCUCUGGGAAGGGCAUCUUGCCAUUAUUAUACAUAAAUCAAGCAACAAUUUACGCAUAUUGUGUUCCCCACACAAAACAAAAUAAACAAAAAAAAUGAAUGUUGUGCAUUCUUAAAUCCACUAGAGUCCUGAACUGUUUAAUCUGGUCACUAACAUUCCAAAGAAGAAACAUCUGGAAGAAAAUGUCUGGGAAUGGGAUUGUUAUGAGAACAAAUCCACAACCAGAAUCAUUAAUCAGGGAGAUAUGUAAUCCAGAUUAUUAUGGAAUGUGAAAGUGUUCAAAUUAAUGAGUGCAGACUAAUCUGUAGGUUUUCAAAAUUCAUAUCUGGUGUAAAUUUUUAUGUUGUCAUCAAGUUUUAUAUGUGUAUGAUGUAUGUGGUAGAUGAAUGGCUGGUUCAUUGAGCAUAAGUGGGAACAGAUAUUUCCUCUGGUUCAGGAAACUUAAUAAAUAUUAUAUAUCAAUGGACAGAUUUUAUUAAUUAGGUUGUUAAACUUCGAUCAUUUGAAGUUUAGAACAUUGAUAUGUUUGAAUUCAAAAUCUCCAGAGAGAGAUGUUUAUGUACAGAUUGAAAAUAUUAAUAUAUGAAAUCUUGAUCUCUGAGAAUUGUUGCGUAAUUAUUUGUAGUGGUUCCUGUUAUUCAUUCUUAGUUUAAAGCCAAAAUUCUGUUUUCCAAAUAAAUGAUGGCACAUACAUUAUAAAUUCACUAGGAUUACUUUAUCUUGUGCAUAAAUUGGCAUUUACUUUUGACAAAAUAAGUUUUAAUUCUUGAAAGAAAUUCAGUUUUUGAUGUGGUUUUGUUUAAACUGUCAUAAUGAUGUAGUAAACGUUUCCUAUGAUAUGAAAUACGACUGUCCAAAAUAAGUCUUAUUGGAGGAAUUGUAGGCACAUUUUCUGAGGCCUCGUGCUAUUAAACUAAAUAUUGGAACCAGUUGAACACAAGUUGUAGGUAGACAUGGAUUUAACAUGGCUUCUACUUAUGAGACAGUUAUGCCCCAUUUCCCCACAUAGGUAUAAUAAACAAGGUUAAAAAUCCCUGCAAGUUUCUGUUUAAACUGUAUCUUGUCUCAAAUGAAAUAUGCUCAGUCAUUCUGUGAAUUAAUUUCAUGAUUAAAUAUGGAUUUACAGAACUGCACUGCUUUAUAUAAGGUUUCAUUUUAUAAAUGUUGAUAUAGUGGAAAGAGAGAGCCAUCAUCCUAUCAUUAUUUCAUUAAAAGUUGUUCCAACAUUUGGAAAUUUUGCUUUUUCCUUUUGUGAUUUAUAGCAACAUUUUCAUGCUUUCAUUUAGUUUAAGUUUUUAACAAUUUAAUCAUUUUUAUAUGCGAGUUGUGGUUUAGUCAAUCUGGUAUGACUGUUUAUUCAUAGUGGUGAUGUAAAUAUCUCAUAAACAUCUUCAUAUUAUCAUAAGAUAUUAUAUUCAUAGCACUAGGUGUAAAUGAAUCAAAAAAGGUGCAGUACAUGUACAUUUUGUUUGUGUAAUUUAUUCCAAUAUUUUUUGACAGCAGCUGAUUGUAAAUACCCAUGUAAUCCUUUCUCACCAAUGGUCACAUUGCAAGACUCGUUCCAUUUGAGUCCCAAACAUGUAGUAAGUGGGAGUUCAUCAUCGUUCAGAAUGCAUUCAUUUCCACUUGCAUUUGAGCAUAAUAAUGUAAGAUUACAUAUUGAGUGAUUCUGUCUAGAAUUGAAUUUUAUUUCAUAGCAUUACAUGUAGUUAAAAUCACCCUAAGCAUCAGAACUCGUGUGCAAUGAAAAUGUCCAUGUAUGUAAAUUUUGAGCUCAAAUAUUAACAAAAAUAUGGACCCAAAUAGUAGUUUAACAUUAUGAGAGCUUUAUAACUUAUAUAUUUCCAACUUUGGAUUAAAGUAUCAAUUUUCUUCAUAUAACACUUGUUCAAAUUAAAGGUUUCAACUCUUGCAAUCAAUUCCUUAUUAAAUGCAGAAAUGUUUUAGAAGUUGAUGUUUAGUCUCGCGAUUUCUCUCAUGUAGCAGUUUGUAUAGAAGUAACUACCUACCAAAGAUCUUGUCAAGCUAAUAUAUAUAUAAUGUUUUAGAAUACAUUCAAUCAUAUCUGAACUCUUUAACAUGUCAGCUUAUGGUUUCCUUCAGAAGGUAUCUUUCUUUUAUUAUCUUUAUUCAAGAACAGUUUGAAUAUGUCUACAUGAGAUUUAGUCAUCCAAAAUGUUUUCCUUUCACUGGCUGGUCCAGCCUCUAUCAACAUAUUUCCAUGAAUUAACCGUACCAGCUGUUGACACUGUUCCAACUUUUAAUGAAAAAGAAAACACUGGUAUGUUGUGUGAAAACGGAACCUUGCAGGGUUAAUCAGUCAGUCCCCCCAAUGCUUUCUUUCUGAUGUUCAAGUACAAACUAUUCUGGUGUAUAAACAUCUUCAGUCACAGGAUUGUAUUAUCUAUAACUUUGCAUAUUUGUGUGUUCUGUCGAGGCAGAAUUGUGUCAAAUGACAGUCUUGUGUAUCAUAUGCUGUUGAUUGUUUUGCUGCAGCUUGUAAUCUCAAAUCGUUGAUCACAUUAAUCAAUUAUCAUGUCAAUAUUACAUGAAAAAAAUAAAGUACUUCAAGACCUAUG
Messenger RNA from Pecten maximus, 7813 nucleotides. RefSeq names its product bromodomain-containing protein 3-like. The transcript has 24 exons. The record is from RefSeq and is a predicted model, not a curated record. Gene Ontology annotation, biological process: regulation of DNA-templated transcription; chromatin remodeling. Bases 507 to 4340 code for a protein of 1277 amino acids. Gene Ontology annotation, cellular component: chromatin; nucleus. NCBI's taxonomy places the organism in Eukaryota, Metazoa, Mollusca, Bivalvia, Pectinida, Pectinidae.